CGCUUGACUUCCCGCUCACAAGGCGUCAUACACAUUCGCUUACCUGUGCACACCUGUUCAGAAAACGAGACGGGAGUGUAUAGGUAUAGUGUGUGUGUGUACCUAGGAAAUUUGCACGUGUGUGUUACCAAUCGUGGCUCUCAUAUAUAAACGACUAGGCGAUAUAUAGGGCGAGUCAGAUAAUAGAUACAGGUGCCUUCACACCACGGGACAGUACUGUUGUACACCACAGUGGGGGAUACCUGGCUGAUAGUCUAUAAGGGAGGUUACACCUGACUGAUAGCAGUCUAAACGGACAAACACGUGGCCUGACAGGAUGGACUAACACACAUGGACACACCUUAGAAUCGAACAGGUAUCCCGGACGCCAAUCCUACUACCAUUCUGAUAAGAAGACGACUUGACAUCACAAGCUGAAUGAAUGAAAUGUAUAUGAACAGACGCAGGUGAACGUCUUGGUCACAACUAAAAAGAUAAAAAUGAACUAUUUAAAAUCCGAAAGCUACGAUUGAAAUACAUCAACAGUUGUGAUAUAGACGUGACGCUGCAUCAGUGAUCACUCUGACGUCAUCAAUACGUCAUCUGUUCAUCAUGACAUCCAUUUCGAUGGCGUCUUUCACUACACCGAGGACCGGGACAUUGUUCAUUGGAUUUCUGUUUUUGUUAUUAUCGUACUUCCUUGUGAUGGAUUUUCUGGUGUACCAGUCCCUACAGACGUUAGAUUUUGUGAACCAGGAUUACAAGGGAGGCUACUCGCCAUUCCGUCCUCUCUCGGUGAAGCUCCUCAUGUUGGAUCAUAUGGAUCAUUAUGUUUAUAUCCCUUUAGCAGAGGCUGUGUUUAACAUAUUUGAACCUACGGGUAUAUAUUUCAUCCUUACACCAAAUGUCAUUAGUUUUACGGGUCUUUUUCUCGGCUUCGUAGCCGGAAAAUGUGUGUCCAUGGAAUCUCUGUAUCAUAGACGUAUCGGUGUGUUGAUUUUUGAAUACCGAAUGUGGCUAGAUGUACUUGAUGGUGUUGUGUUUCGUCACACGUCUGGCAAUCCAGCAUACAAAUCCCAUAGAACAUCGCUAGGCUUUUUCAUAGACGUUGAUUGUGACAUUUUAAGUGGCAUCGCUCUCUCUUUUGGAUGUUUAUUCUAUUUAUGGAAAUUCCCACCUGCAAUACAGCCACAUGACCUUCUUUUACCUAUCUCUAAACCUUUUUUGAACACGAGUGUAAAUGGACAUUCCGGCGAUUCUCCAGGAAAGAAUAACGGAACUAACAACAAAGCUAGUAAAAACUACGUAUUCCUAAAGUGCUUUGUGUUCGGGGCUGUUAUUACGCUGGCCACUUCCACGUGGGAUAAUAUGAUACAGCUGUACUCGGACGUUUUACAGACACCUAUGGCAACAACAGCACUGACGGAAAAACAGUUGGAGGCGACGCACUCGGGGGUCACGUGGUUGAGUAUGUGGUUGUGGCGAUUCUGCGAGGCUCAGACGAUACUUCACUUCCUGCAGCUCGCCAUUGUCACCGACAAGAUCUGGGAAUUCCUUAACUUUAUUCAGUACGCCGGAUUUGUUGCAAUGGCGAUGUUGAAUAUAUUCAGCUAUCUUCAAGUCAGACACAUGCGAGGUAUGCUGGGAAUGUUCGACUCAUGACAGAAGAACUUAUAUAAAUUAUCACUCCAUUGCAGAUAGAUAUAUAUAUAUAUAUAUAAUAAAAUGCAUCAUAUUUUCAAAUAAAUUACAUUAUUUUUUAUA
Mizuhopecten yessoensis (Yesso scallop) is the source of this 1743-nucleotide messenger RNA. Its product is annotated as ceramide phosphoethanolamine synthase-like. The coding region runs from base 592 to 1641 and encodes 349 amino acids. The record is from RefSeq and is a predicted model, not a curated record. The transcript is spliced from 5 exons. Lineage: Eukaryota; Metazoa; Mollusca; Bivalvia; Pectinida; Pectinidae.